Molecule: messenger RNA, 2070 nt
Organism: Olea europaea var. sylvestris
Lineage: Eukaryota; Viridiplantae; Streptophyta; Magnoliopsida; Lamiales; Oleaceae
Exons: 4
Coding region: 1-2070 (689 amino acids)
Molecular function (GO): nucleic acid binding; zinc ion binding
Source: RefSeq, a predicted model, not a curated record
AUGAGUCAAUCACUUUCUGUUCCUCCGUAUUUUGACGGAAGUAAUUAUGCCUAUUGGAAGGUUAGAAUGAGUGCGUUUCUUAAGUCUUUAGAUGAGCAUGUUUGGUUAAGUGUGCAAAAUGGUUGGAAACCUCCCUCUACUAGCAUAUCAGGAACUGUUAACCUUACCGAUAUAUCACUGUGGACUAAGGAUGAACUAGCUGAGUGUAAUUGGAAUAACAAGGGUCUUCAUGCCCUGUUUAUGGCCGUGUCUCCCGAAGAGUUUAGGAGAGUGUCAAUGUUUGAAGAAGUGAGAAUGAAGGAUGAUGAAACGUUUGACGAAUUCUAUGCUAAAUUAAAUGACAUUGUCAAUUCUAGCUUCAAUCUAGGUGAGAAAAUUUCCGAGUCUAAAAUUGUGAAAAAAGUGCUUAGAUCUUUGCCCAAGAGAUUUAGACCUAAAGUCACUGUCAUUGAGGAAAGUAAGGACCUAGAUGAAGUUAAAAUUGAAGAACUGGUAGGAUCGCUGCAAACUUAUGAACUCACUAUUACACAACCAAAGAAAGGUAAGUCCAUAGCCCUAAAAUCCAUCAAAGAAGAUGAAUCUUCUGAUACUGAGUCACUUAGGGACGAGGAAAUCGCAUACUUUGUUAAGAAAUUCCAAAAAGUUCUCAACAAUAGAAGAAAAUCUCAAGAUAAAAAGAGUGGAGCCCCUAACAGAUUCACAAAAGCAAAAACUGAAACUUUUAACAAUAAAGGGUCGAGUGAUAAACCACGUUUGGUUAGGUGCCAUGAGUGUCAAGGUAUAGGUCACUAUAGAAAUGAAUGCCCUAGUUAUAAGAAAAACCAAAGAAAAGGGAAAGGUAAGGCCUUAAUUGUCUCACUCACAGAUAAUGAAUCUGAGACCAGUGAUAGACAGGAUUCUUCUAGUAGUGAGGACAAAGGAAACUACAUGGCAUUUGUAUCAACUGUUAAGAGUGAAUCUGAUAAGGAAAGUGACAAGGUUGAGGAAGAACAUUCUAACGAUAAUUCUAGUAAUGAAGAUGAGAAUGAGAUAGACAUACAAGAAGCUUAUCAACUUUUAUUUAAGGAGAGUCUUAGAAUCAAAAAGACUUUCGUUAGUGGGACUAAGAAAUUGGACAAUAUCUUGGGAAUGAAUAAGCCUGCAGGAGAUAGGAAGGGUCUAGGAUAUGUUAAGAAUAACUCACUUGUUGCUGGACCUUCUAAAACAGUUUUUGUUUCUGCAUCUAAGAAAGUAAAUGCUGUAAGUAGUUCAAAUAAGGGUAAGAAUGUUCCGAGAGAACAGAAUCAUCAAUCACGUAGAAACUCCAUACCCAGAUACCCACAGCCACGUACCUUUGAACCUAGGUUCAUUCCUACCUAUCACCACUGUGGAGCUCUAGGACACGCUAGACCUAGAUGCUAUAAGUUAGGCAAUGAGCGUAGAAAUCAGAAUAUUCCUAGUCAGGUUAGCUUUCUGUCUAAUCAAGUUAGUCAUUUGACUGAGAUGCUUACUAAGCUUACUAGGAGUACCUUAUCAUCUAAGAAAGUUUGGGUCAAAAAGGACGAUUUAGCUAGACAUUCAAGUCAAGAUAAGUGUUUUGUUGCUCAUGUUGCAUUAAAAGCCCAAAAUUACAAUAUGUGGUACCUAGACAGUGCAUGUUCUAGGCAUAUGUAUAGUAAUAAGGCUUUGUUUACUACUCUUGAUGAAUGUUUAAAAUCAAAUUUGUUAAGUAUUAGUCAAAUUUGUGAUGCUGAUUUUGAAGUGAGUUUUGUGCAAAAGAGAUGUACUGUGUAUGAUUCAUCUAGUGGGGUAGUUCUUGAAGGGGUUAGAACAGCUAAUAAUUGUUAUGGAGUCUUGCCUAAUUCUAACUAUGUGUGUAGGAGUGCUAAAAUUGAUGUGAGUGAACUCUGGCACAAAAGGUUAGGUCACUUGAACUAUAAGAGUCUAGUACAACUAGUUAAGAAAGAGUUAGUAGAUGGUUUGCCUAAGAUAGGUCCUAGUGAACAUGCUGUGUGUGGACCAUGUCAACUAGGUAAACAACUCAAGGGAAACCAUAAGAAGACUUCUAAAAUUCUGACCAAAAGACCUUAG